Messenger RNA from Spizellomyces punctatus DAOM BR117, 1773 nucleotides. RefSeq lists its product as uncharacterized. The transcript has 6 exons. NCBI's taxonomy places the organism in Eukaryota, Fungi, Chytridiomycota, Chytridiomycetes, Spizellomycetales, Spizellomycetaceae. The coding region runs from base 384 to 1664 and encodes 426 amino acids. The record is from RefSeq and is a predicted model, not a curated record.
GUUGGACGACAGCAAAUGAUUCCAAAACACAUAUCGUACCUUGUGGAUAGAUGAAAUGAAGCACCGUCUGGUUGCAGACCACACAAACUCGGAGUUGAUAUGACCAAGAGUCCCUUUUUUCAUGGGUACAUUCCAGCUAGAUGUGCUGUUUCCUGACAUGUACAAUGUUGUGAAUAUCUGUAAGAUAACGACCAACAGAAGAAAGGGCUGUCCAAACAAGGACUGUCCAAGCAAACCGUAAAUGCGGUGGUAUUGAAAUCUUGAAAUGCCUUCUAUUGGAGUCGAACGCCUUUGCACAUGCAAAAGAGCCAUGUCUUUAAUCCAUAGCAGUUGGUCGCGGUGGGAUUGCUGGGAUUGACAGAUCGCCGCCAGAUCGUCUCACCAUGCUCAAGACACUUGCAUCUUUCCCCACGAAGCGCAAGCUCGGUCACCACAAUGUACGCUCCCUAUGGACAACUACUACCUCAACGUCCAGCUCUCUCUCUAAAGCGGUCGCGUCAUGUCUGACUGCUCAACAAUCCGCAUACCCAUUCCCAACAGUACCAUCACCACUUUGUGUCGUGCUCGCCACCCCGCAUUACCCCGGUGACCAGCUCCUCCAGUUGCCCCGAAUCAUUUCAUCCUCUCUCCAUCCUACCACCCUAAUGGGCACUAUUGUUGAUUCAAUAUCUGGCAAACCAGGGCUGAGUAUCGCGCUUCUCCACCCAGAGACAAAGUGCGUCGGUUUCACUGUAGAUGAACAGGAUGUGCGGAGGGUCAAGAGUAAGGCAGUGGGGCGGUGGCCAGAGUUUGGGAGAAAAGUGUCGGAGGCCGAUGGGUUUGACGUGAAGGACUUUUGGAGUGUUUCCACUGGUGGAGGGAAAGGACUAUUGCCGGAUGCGUUAGAGAGAUUAAAAGGGGAGCAAGAGAAAGUGAACAUGCUGCUCACAUUUUCGGACCGAGAACCUCAUCACCUUCUCCAAAGCCUGGAUGAGUACUUCCCAUCCACGUCUAAAAUUGGACUUGUUGGAUCCAUGACACCCUUCAUCACCGGACACCCGCACACUUUGUUUUUCAACGAUCGCGUGCUGGAUGGUGGAGUUGUGGGUGCUGCUUUGAUUGCACCUGCUUUGAAACCGACGUCAAGCGUGGAGUAUAAAGGUUUGCAAGUGUUGGGCGAGGAGCUGGUCAUUACGAGCUGUCGCGGAAACAUCAUCUUGAGCUUGGACGGAUCGAACGCGGCCAAAGAACUCUUGUCCUGCAUGAAGGGCAGGGAAAUGAGUGCAGGGGUCGAUUCCGAUCAACAGCUCUUUUUGAAAGUUUCUCAAGGAGAUGAUUCGACGGUAUACCGCAUUACGGGCGGUGAUCCUUCCAAGGGAACGUUAGCAAUUGAUACAGUCAAGGAUCUGUGUCUGGGAAUGAGAGUCCAGUUUAUGCAGCGCAUAGGACGAGCCGAAGUACACUCUCCGGCUUCAGGCCCCAUUGUCCAAUUUGUGGUAUCAGAUGUUUCCGCACCUCUAAGCCCGCCGUCCACGCCAGAGACUGACGCAACCAUAUCAAGCAUUUUGUGUGCGGGCAGUGAGGGUGGAUUUGUGGUUGGAAAUGGAAAGGGAGCAGGUCGGAGUGCUGUUCAAGGGACUUUGGUGUGCGACGUUCCCGAGGCGGAGCUUAAAGUUUGGGUUUAAUGGCAGACAGAUGGGCCCCAUGAGAUAAUUGGAUGCGAUGAACUAAUUUAUGAUAAUUCUUCUGCACAUGUGUAAAUACAUUCCAAAGGACUGCUGCGAUUUAGUUCUG